Messenger RNA from Schistocerca cancellata (South American locust), 321 nucleotides. RefSeq names its product major centromere autoantigen B-like. The record is from RefSeq and is a predicted model, not a curated record. The coding region runs from base 1 to 321 and encodes 106 amino acids. Gene Ontology annotation, molecular function: DNA binding. The transcript has a single exon. Lineage: Eukaryota; Metazoa; Arthropoda; Insecta; Orthoptera; Acrididae.
AUGGCAGCAAAAAGAAAAACUCUAUCUGUUGUGGAGAAAGUGAACUUGAUUUGGGAAGUGGAGAGAAACGCAAAUGUGCCCAUAAGUGAAAUGGCUCAACAGCUGGGCCUUGCACAGUCUUUAUUGUCAGGAAUAUUGAAGAAUAAGGAGAAGAUUCUGAAUCAAGAAACACAGUGCACUUCAAAAGCAAACCAGAGAAAAAAUGUUAAAAAGUCACCGUACGAAGAAAUGGUUUCAAAGCUAAUGGAGUGGUUCAAUGGAGCAAGUGCUGAAAAUUUACCAAUCGGUGGUGCAUUGAUAAAAAAACUUGGGCUAACAUAA